Molecule: messenger RNA, 2387 nt
Organism: Urocitellus parryii (Arctic ground squirrel)
Lineage: Eukaryota; Metazoa; Chordata; Mammalia; Rodentia; Sciuridae
Gene: Rhpn2
Product: rhophilin Rho GTPase binding protein 2
Biological process (GO): signal transduction; negative regulation of stress fiber assembly
Molecular function (GO): protein binding
Source: RefSeq, a predicted model, not a curated record
GUCCGCGCUCGCGCCGCCACCAUGACCCACGCGCUGGUGCCUACGGCCCCCCAGCCGCUGGAGAAGGAGAACGACGACUACUUUCGAAAGGGCUGUAAUCCCCUUGCACAAACUGGUCGAAGCAAACUGCAGAAUCAAAGGGCGGCUUUGAAUCAGCAGAUCCUGAAGGCUGUACGGAUGCGGACAGGAGCGGAAAACCUUCUGAAAGUAGCCACGAACCAGAAGGUGCGAGAGCAGGUACGCCUGGAGCUGAGCUUCGUCAACUCGGACCUGCAGAUGCUCAAGGAGGAGCUGGAGGGGCUCAACAUCUCCGUGGGAGUGUAUCAGAGCACAGAGGAGGCGUUUAUGAUCCCUCUGAUUCCUCUUGGCCUGAAGGAAACCAAAGACGUUGACUUUUCCGUCGUCCUCAAGGAUUUUAUCCUGGAACAUUACAGUGAAGAUGGCUAUUUAUAUGAAGAUGAAAUUGCAGAUCUUAUGGAUCUGAGACAGGCUUGCAGGACACCCAGCCGGGAUGCAGCAGGUGUUGAACUGCUGAUGUCAUACUUCAUCCAGCUGGGAUUUGUGGAGAGUAGAUUCUUCCCGCAUACUCGCCAGAUGGGGCUCUUGUUUACCUGGUAUGACUCCCUCACCGGCGUCCCGGUCAGCCAGCAGAACUUGCUGCUGGAGAAGGCCAGCAUUCUGUUUAACAUCGGAGCCCUCUACACCCAGAUUGGGACCCGGAGCAAUCGGCAGACCCAAGCUGGACUGGAGAACGCCGUGGACGCCUUCCAGAGAGCUGCAGGUGUUUUAAGCUACCUGAAAGAAACAUUCACGCAUACUCCCAGUUAUGACAUGAGCCCCGCCAUGCUCAGUGUGCUGGUCAAAAUGAUGCUUGCACAAGCCCAAGAAAGUAUGUUUGAGAAAAUCAGCCUUCCCGGGAUCCGGAACGAAUUCUUCAUGCUGGUUAAGGUGGCUCAGGAGGCUGCCAAGGUGGGAGAGGUCUACCAGCAGCUGCAUACAGCCAUGAGCCAGGCRCCAGUGAAAGAGAACAUUCCCUACUCCUGGGCCAGCUUGGCCUGUGUGAAGGCCCACCACUACAGGGCCCUGGCCCACUACUUUGUCGCCACCCUCCUUAUYGACCACCAGUUGAAGCCGGGCGCAGAUGAGGACCACCAGGAGAAGUGCCUGUCCCAGCUCUAUAACCACAUGCCGGAGGGCUUGACACCCUUGGCCACACUGAAAAAUGAUCAUCAGCGCCGACAGCUGGGAAAAUGCCAUCUGCGCAGAGCUGUCACUCACCACACGGAGUCUGUGAGGGAGGCCAGUCUGUGCAAGAAGCUCCGUGACAUCCAGGUACUUCAGGAGGUGCUGUCUGCUGCACAUCAGCGCUCUCGGCUCAAGUACAGUCAGUACCAAGAGGAUGAUGAUCUUCUGAACUUGAUCGAUGCUCCUGAUAUUGUUUCUAAAACUGAGCAAGAGGUUGAAAUCAUAUUGCCCCAGUUCUCCAAGGUGACAACCAGAGACUUCUUCCAGAAGCUGGGCCCCCUGUCUGUGUUUUCUGCUAACAAGAGGUGGACACCUCCCCGAAGCAUUCGCUUUACAACGGAAAAAGGGGAAGUGGGGUUCACCUUGCGAGGAAAUGCUCCAGUUCAGGUCUACUUCCUGGAUCCUUCCUGCUCUGCUGCGCUGGCAGGAGCCAGGGAAGGAGAUUAUAUUGUUUCCAUUCAAGGCGUUGAUUGCAAGUGGCUGACGGUGAGCGAGGUUAUAAAACUGCUGAAAAGCUUUGGUGAGGAGGAGAUUGAGAUGAAGGUGGUGAGCCUCCUGGACUCUGCAUCCUCCAUGCAUAAUAAGAGUGCCACGUACUCUGUGGGAAUGCAGAAAACUUACUCCAUGAUCUGCUUAGCCAUAGACGAUGAUGAUAAAAGUGAUAAAACCAAGAAAGUCUCGAAAAAGCUUUCCUUUUUGAGUUGGGGCACCAAUAAGAAYAGACAGAAGUCGGCCAGCACCAUGUGCCUCCCUGCAGUUGGGGUGGCAAGACCUCACAUCAAGAAGAAGAUCCCCACUCCUUUCAGCCUGCUCAACACUGAUAGCUCUUUAUACUAAUGGGAGGAAACAGAAAUGUUCAGGCCCCAAAUGYUUCUAGGGCUAACUAGGCCUUAAAAUUUGUGCCAUAUGGAAAAUAUCCAGAUAUUGUCAAAUCCCAUUUUGUCACAGYGUAAACUUGUAUUUGACAUGCUUUUAAGAAAGUAACAAGAAACCUCUAGMAAUUUGUGGAAAAUAUGCUUAUUUGAGGAAUGUCACUAUAUUGCUGCAAGAUAUUUAUUCUAUAAAAUAUUGUAAAUAGAAUAGUAUGGAUAUUAUGGCUGUUUUCAGUGGUUACAGUUAUAAAUUUCAGGCGCUGAGUUAAA